UCAGCUUCUCCACCUCCUCAGGCUUUCGCUUUGUUACUGUGGCCUUCUACGUCUUUGCUCUUACUUCUAGGACAUAAAUCUCAUAGUGUAAAACCCAUAUUGCGCAAGAUGGUCUGUAAGAAAUGUGAGAAGAAACUCUCGAAGUUGGCCGCACCAGAUCCCUUUACUUCUACCACUUCUGCUAUCAAAGAUGGGUCUCGUAAGAUUGGAGAGAAUAAGCUGAUUGGUAGGCCAAAGGCCGGGCCAAGCUCUGCCGGUGGUUCGUCGAGCUCGAAGAACAGAUACUCGCCUUACUCAUCCAAGUGUAAGGACUGCAAGUCGCCGGUGACACAGAACAGGGCGAAAUACUGCCAUGGAUGUGCCUUCAAGAAAGGGUUGUGUUCUAUGUGCGGGAAACAGAUCCUUGACACGACAGGAUACGCGAUGUCUAGUAAGUAGACAUGCGGAAUCUGUUGCACACGCGUGAGGAGGUGGGCGAUCGGCUAUGGACUUUUGUUCUGUUUACUGGGCAUGUAUUCAUAUGUAUUCUAUAUCCCUAAUUCAC
Stereum hirsutum FP-91666 SS1 is the source of this 544-nucleotide messenger RNA. RefSeq lists its product as uncharacterized. The transcript is spliced from 4 exons. The record is from RefSeq and is a predicted model, not a curated record. Gene Ontology annotation, biological process: cytoplasmic microtubule organization. Lineage: Eukaryota; Fungi; Basidiomycota; Agaricomycetes; Russulales; Stereaceae. The coding region runs from base 109 to 438 and encodes 109 amino acids. Gene Ontology annotation, molecular function: microtubule binding.